AUGUCAGUGGACAUCAUUCAACCUGUCGGAGGCCUGAAGAGAACAAAAAACGCUGAGCAGGGAGAAUUCACUCUGUCUAUUAUCUUUGAGCUGCGACAUCAGUCUUCACCUGCCUUCAGACUUGGACCGAAACUUACGCCAUCAGCUCUCCUGGCUCUUAGGCCUUUGGACUUGGAUUGGAACUACAUCAUUGGCGCUCCUGGGUCUCCUGCUUGCCCACGGCAGAUCCUGGGAUUUCUCAGCCUCCACAACCAUAUGAGCCAAUUCCUUACAAUAUUUCUACUGAUUCUGUUCCCCUGGAGAACCCAGACUAAUACAGGACCCUCCCCGAACCCCCCAAAUCAGAAUAGCGCUCAGCCCACGUUUCCGACCGCGCGCCCGGGUGCCAGCCCCCGCAGUGACAGCGCGCCCCAGGUGCCAGCCCCCCGGGGAGGCGCCCAGCCCGCGCGCCAGGUGCAGGCGCCGCCCCGCCCGCUGCGAUCCCGGGGCGGGGGACGCCGGGAGAGGGAUGCCCGCGCCGGGGCGGCGGCCGGGACCCUGGCCUGCCGGGCUCUGGGCGCCCCGGUCCAGCCCGCGCCCUCCCCGCGGCCAGAGGCGCCACGGCGACCUGGGCGCGCCCUUCGGCCCGCCCCCGGCCAGUGGUGGCGGAGGGAGCGAAGGAUGAAGGUGAAGGGGAAGCAUGGAAGAAAAUUGGCAGAAGGAUUUGUUUUGAUGAGUAGGGAGGUGAAGAAAAGCCUGGAAGUGCAGAGAGCUUCUCAUUGGUUGUUCAUUAUGGGGAGACGUAGAGAACAGGUCAGGAGGGCUCAGCUGCUGAAGAUCCUGCUUCCAAAAUAAGGGAAAUCAUCAGAGUCCAGAGCUCAGCAGAUGAUGGACCCGUGGAGACAAAUGAAGUCAGGUGAAAUCUCUUGGAAGAGAGAAUGUCUAAGUACAAGCAUCCCUCCUCACUCAAGAAAGCCUACUCUUAUAGACAAAGAGCUAUUGGUCAGAAAGAGAAGUGAACUGGGCAGAGCAUUUUUAACCAAAGGCUGAAUUCUUCCUGCAACCUAAGUCCCAAACUCCGGACACAACUGCUCUGACUCCUGAGGUUCUCAUGGAGCUGGAAAGCAGAUAAAUGGAAGAGGUGGUCCAGCAUUUCGACUGAACAUGGACAUUUGGAUGCUAUAUGUUUAAUAUCUAGUGACAUAAAUCAAUGUGCAGGUUUCAGUGUAUCACACUUUCCAGCUUCUAGGCAACGAUCUAUAAUACCAAAUAUUCCACCCUCCACCUACCAGGUGAUUGGGGCCUCUCUCUCCAAGCAAAGAUGGCAGGGAUUGGGAGGUGGGGAUGGGCCUCUUGGAAGAAGCGCAGAUUUUAAAAAAUAUAUACCAUUCUAUAUGUUAGAACUUUUCAUACAUGUAGUUAUAACUCUAUAUGCUGUUUUGUAAAUUUUUCACAAUAUAACAUGAAAACAAUAAACUAUAAAUCAUUAAAUAAUUCAUUCUAUAAAUAUUUUUUGAUGAUCUCCUGUAAAUAUUUUUUGAAGUUAGUGCGAGAAAAACUGCUGCCACCCUAGUAGCUCUGAGUUCUAAAAACUGUUUUGUUUCUUGGGCAUAAUCUAGCAGUAACAUAUUGCUGCUGAGGAUCUAGGUAUUGAUCUUGGUUAAUUCCAUUGACCCUUUCUAACGCACUGCCAUUUUCCCUAAUAGAUGAGAGAAAUCUAUUUUUAUAGUUAUGGCUAUAUCGACCUGUCUAAAAUAUAUAAUUCAUAUAUAAACUGAUACUCUAAGAAAAAACAGAACUUCCCAUUGACACUUUUUAGUGAGAGCAUAGAUCAACUGCAAAAUCCAGGGAUGGCUUCUUAUUUUCAAGUUUACCUGAGAAUGUAAACAUUUUCAUCUUUUGGUUGAAAUUUAGACUAAUUUAUUUAGAAAUUUGAGUCAUACCUUAGUGAUUUAAGAACAAAUUUAUUCAGCACGUUGUUUACUGAAUAAUUACUGUAUGCCAGGUCCUUUGCUACACUCUGGAAAUAAAAGUGGAGGGAAAAGUGACUUGGGAGAAAAGAGUCAUAUAAGUAAAUAAAUCACAAUGUAACACAGUAGGAGCUUUUUUGAAGAAGAUUAGCCUUCAGUUAACAUCUGCCGCCAAGCCUCCUCUUUUUUU
Equus caballus (horse) is the source of this 2139-nucleotide messenger RNA. Lineage: Eukaryota; Metazoa; Chordata; Mammalia; Perissodactyla; Equidae. The record is from RefSeq and is a predicted model, not a curated record.